AUGCAGAUUGGGCCAGCUUUUGUGUAUACUUGGGAGAUAAUCUUGUGUCUUGGACAUCAAAGAAGCAAGCUUGUAUUUCAAGGUCCAGUACUGAAGCUGAUCAAAGGUACUCCUGUUGUUUGGGUUGACAAUCAGAGUACUAUAUCCUUAGCAAAUAAUCCUGUUAUGCAUGCGAGAACAAAACAUGUGGAGCUUGACAUCCAUUUCAUUAGAGAGAAGGCCUUGAGUUUCCAAUUCUUCACCAAGCUUAAGAAGAGACUUACAGUGAGUUCCUUACCUUGGCUCGAAUUGAGGGGGUGUGAUAAAUUAAUAUCCAAUCAGCAUUUGCCUCGUCAGCAUGACCAAUGCACCUCCUCCUUGCAUGAAGACAAACAACAUGCAGCAGCUCGUGAGGAUUUUAGUAUAGAAGGUACAAAGGCCAGCUGCAAUGGUAUAACGGCUCUCUCACUCCAGUCUCCAUCCAUGCAGCCACGUGGACGGCUCAGAUUAACCACAGCUAAUGAAGAGAAGAAGGAUCCAGAUCCUUAG
This is a messenger RNA of Striga asiatica, 528 nucleotides long. Lineage: Eukaryota; Viridiplantae; Streptophyta; Magnoliopsida; Lamiales; Orobanchaceae. The record is from the annotation of a GenBank genome assembly.